Messenger RNA from Syzygium oleosum, 2488 nucleotides. Its product is annotated as probable pre-mRNA-splicing factor ATP-dependent RNA helicase DEAH4. Gene Ontology annotation, cellular component: intracellular anatomical structure. The record is from RefSeq and is a predicted model, not a curated record. Gene Ontology annotation, molecular function: ATP hydrolysis activity; RNA binding. The coding region runs from base 71 to 2191 and encodes 706 amino acids. The transcript is spliced from 16 exons. NCBI's taxonomy places the organism in Eukaryota, Viridiplantae, Streptophyta, Magnoliopsida, Myrtales, Myrtaceae.
CCAUCAUCGGCCACUUCUUCUUCUUCUUCGUCUCCUUCGCGCCCUCGCUGUUUUACCAGUGUUCGCGAAGAUGGCAGAUCGAUCGUCGUCGCUCCCAGACCUCCCCGUACUCCAAUUCGAAGAGAAGAUCGCCGAGACGGUCGAGAAGAACCCGGUGGUGGUGCUCAUCGGCGAGACCGGUUCCGGUAAGAGCACGCAGCUCUCCCAGAUCCUCCGCCGCAGGGGCUACACCAAAUCCGGCAUCGUCGGGGUCACCCAGCCCCGCCGCGUCGCCGCCGUCUCCGUCGCCAGACGGGUGGCGCAAGAGCUUGGGGUCAAGCUUGGGGAGGAAGUGGGUUAUGCCAUCCGGUUUGAGGAUAGGACUUCGAAGAGGACAAGAAUCAAAUACCUUACUGAUGGUGUACUUCUUCGCGAAAGUUUAUCCAACCCAGAGCUCAGUGAAUAUUCAGUUAUAAUAUUGGAUGAAGCCCAUGAAAGGAGUUUAAAUACGGACAUAUUGCUUGGACUGAUGAAGCGCCUAGUCGAGAUCCGCUCAUCCAAUUUGAGGGUUCUGAUAACUUCGGCUACUCUUGAUGGCAAUAAAGUCUCUAAGUUUUUCUCAGAUUGCCCGGUACUAAAUGUUCCUGGAAAGUUAUAUCCAGUGGAAAUAGUAUACAGCAGAGAGCGUCCCACAAGCUAUCUUGAGUCUUCUUUGAGAACGGCCCUCAACAUACAUCUUCGGGAACCAGAAGGUGAUGUCUUGAUAUUCAUGACUGGACAGGAUGAUAUAGAGAAGUUGGUCUCCAAGUUGGAAGAUGAAGUUCGAAGCCUAGAAGAAGGAUCAUGCAUGGAUGCCAUUAUUCUACCCCUUCACGGUUCACUGCCCCCAGAAUCACAGGUUCGAGUGUUUACUCCUCCACCUCCAAACUGUAGGCGAUUUAUCGUUGCUACCAAUAUUGCUGAGACUUCUUUAACUGUUGAUGAAGUUGUGUAUGUUGUUGAUUCUGGUUAUGUGAAACAACGUGGAUACAACCCAUCUACUGGAAUGUAUUCCCUUGAUGUUGUUCAAGUUAGCAAAGUGCAAGCUGACCAGCGUGCUGGACGUGCUGGAAGGACACGUCCUGGGAAGUGCUACCGAUUAUAUCCAUCCAUAGUUUAUCAAGAUGAAUUCCCAGAUGUAACAGUUCCUGAAAUACAGAGAUCUUCUCUUGCUGGCAGUGUUCUUUAUCUGAAGUCGUUGGAUCUUUCUGAUAUCGACAUCCUUAGAUUUGAUUUUCUUGAUCCUCCUUCACAUGGUUCUUUGGAAGAUGCUUUAAAGCAGUUAUACCUUAUUGAUGCAAUUGAUGAAAAUGGAUCAAUUACAAGCAUUGGACAGACAAUGGCCGAACUUCCUUUGGAGCCUUCGCUAUCAAGAACAUUGAUGGAAGCUAAUGAAUAUGGUUGCUUACCCCAGGCUUUGACAAUUGCUGCCAUGUUAUCUGCAGAGACUUCUCUGCUUCCUGGUCGAAGCAAAGGUACCGAAAAGAAGAGAAGACACAGUCCAGAUCUUCCCGAUGGAUCUGGCUUGGGAGAUCACAUUCAAUUGCUGCAAAUUUAUGAGCAGUGGGAUCAAAAUGAUUAUGAUAUUGGUUGGUGCAAGGAAAAUAAUUUACAGGUUCGGGGGAUGCUGUUUGUCAAAGAUGUUCGGAAGCAGUUAUGCCAGAUAAUGCAAAAAACAGCAAAAGGAACUCUAGAUGUACGGACAUCUGAAAGUAGGAAGGAGAGAAGGGAUGAUUAUAGGAACUUGAGGAAGGCUCUAUGCGUUGGUUUUGCAAAUCAGCUUGCAGAAAGAAUGACUCUCCACAACGGAUAUCGUACAAUAGGAUUUAAGUCCCAGCUGGUUCAGGUACAUCCUUCCUCAGUGCUAGGGACAGAUGAACAGGGAAUGUACCCAGAUUUUGUUGUCUACCAUGAGUUGAUAACCACCUCACGCCCUUUCAUGCGUAAUGUAUGUGCAAUAGACAUAAAAUGGGUUGUGCCCAUUUUAAGGAAGCUCGAGAAAGUGAAUGUCAAUAAGCUGAGCGGAGGGUAUAGUCAAAUUGAGGAGGGAAAUGAUGGGAAAAUAGCAUUCUUGCAGAAGGAAGAUGUUAGCCCAACUAAGGUUCUGCCUGCCGAUGAAAGCAGAAUUCAGGCAGCGAGAGAACGUUUUCUUGCCCGGAAAGCCAAAAAAUGAGCUCAUACUAGUUGAACUGAGGUAUGAAUUGAUUUAUAGAAGAAGACAAUUCAGUUGAUUGCUGAGGAACAGUCUGUGAGAUCUGCUGCCAAAGGGAACGUCAAUCACUCAUAUUUCAGUGGCCCAGAGCAAGAUGUCAUCAUGCUUCGUCAAUUUCCCAUUGAGAUCCCGUGUACAAUGAAGGCCAUUCCAUGGACAAGUUGUGAUGGUGAGAGGAACAUGGACACAUUCCAUGGUCUGGGUUUCUCCCGAUAUUUUCAGAUAAAAUAGACCGGGUGGAUGUGGUUCCACAGGAUU